Molecule: messenger RNA, 5238 nt
Organism: Porites evermanni
Lineage: Eukaryota; Metazoa; Cnidaria; Anthozoa; Scleractinia; Poritidae
Source: the annotation of a GenBank genome assembly
CAGGUUAAUAGCAAAGUUCUGACGGGCGAUAUUGCAGACCAGACCAGCUGGAUUAAAAAGGUACAGGCUGAAGUCAAUGCUCCUAUGCUGAGAAUUAUGGCUGCAGCAUUUAGAAGUGUUUAUAGUUCUACCACUGGACUUAUAGUUAUACCAACUGCACAACAAGAUGGAGUAGUGUAUAGUAUACAUUGGCGAAAUGCGAAGGUGCAUGUAUGAGUGGAUUAAGGAGCAUGAUAGGGAUAUAGACGGCUUUCAAGAACUCAAACUUCAGCCAUCUCUGAACAUGCCAAUAAGACCAGGCAUCAUCCGCUCUGGGAUGAGGUUAAGUUUAUUGACUAACACCCUCACUGGUACUAUCGUAGAGUCUUAUUCAUAUAAGACUUCACCUUAACAAUAUCAACAGGGACAAUGGAAUUGACAUUCCUGAAGCACGCAUGCCUAUGAUUAGACAGCAUAGCAUCCAAUCGUUACCACGACGGACUGCUCAGGGAACAGUUUCCUCCUCUAAUAAUACCAACAAUGCUUUGGAUUAAAAUCCACCGACCAUGAGUGAGGUUCAUGAUACACCAGUCACUAACAACCAUGUGAUGGUGGUACAAAUAGUUCUACUCAGUAAAUCGACAUAUUGCCUAGCUGAUUGAGACCUGCAGUAUGCUGUCGAAGCGUCGGGAUCAGUAUCUAUGUGACAAUCGUGAGACAAAUGAUUAACAAAACCAGUUAAUUACUACUUGGUUAAUACAAUGUAUCUGAUUAACAUCUGAUAUCAUUAUAACCCCGCCGAUCAAAAAAAUAAUGAAAAUCAUUUCUUUUCAGACAGGGGCAAGGGCACAUUUGAGAGCCAUUGGUUUCAAGGUAAAUAUUUAUGUUUAAGGUAUCACCACUGGGGUGUGGCAAACAUGCUGCCCAACAACCUGGAGUAAGUGGAGCAACCUGUUGGGCUCGUUUUUGUUUUUGUUGUUGUUGUUGUUUUUAAAUUACGAGUUGUGAAAUUACAAUAAUUUUGGUAAUUGAAAUUGACAAGUUGUCAGACAUGCAAGGAACAUUUGCUGAGAGAAAGAAUAUGUUAGUGGAAAAGGGGGUUUGGUAUCUCCAUACAACUGCUUCAGGUCCUUAAUUUUCAACAAUAUUUUGCCUGCAUUUCUGUUUUUGUUUGAUUGUUUUUUUUUGGUGAGUGAAAUCACAAAGUAUGUAACUGAUGCAUUAGAAUAAUUAUUAUUGGCGGUCAGCUUCUUUUAAACAGCCAGACCUUCAGAUGCUGUGAAUGAUUUAUCCCCCAUUAAUAUUUUUAGACAAGUUUAAGUUUAUUAUAAUGAAGCCCAUUUCAUUUUUUAUGGGAAAUUUAUUGUUACACCUGUAUGUGAAUGGAUGGGAUUUGAGCAUACAGUGUACUGUGCAAAAUCACACUGUCCAGCUCAUUGGGUAGAAUAUGGAAAUCAAUACAGUUAAAUAGAAUAAUGUAGGCUACAGCCGCUAGUAGGUCAUUAUGCAUUUUAAAACCAGUGAUCUAGUUUUUUUCUUUCUUUCUUUCAUUGUUAGCAAGUUUAUUUCUCUUAUCGUUUUUAGGAUGAAGAUUUUACAAAACCACUUAUAACAAUAGCAUGCCCUUACAUCAAUGUUAUACCAUGUAACUUCCACUUCAGGUAAAAAUUCUUUAUUAAUUAACUUUUGAUUAUGGUUUUAAUAAUGAUAUCGAUAUUAAUGAUGGUAAUGAUAAUGAUAAUUAACAUUUUUUUUAGAUCAAGUUGAAUAGUGGCAGAGAAAAUAUAUCAAGCCACAAAGCAGCAAGUUAUUACUGUUAAUAUCCAAGGCCACAAUUCACCAUGUGAUCUCAUUUGAAUAAUAAUUAAUUUAAAAGAAAAUAUUGACCGUUCAGUUCUGGCGGGCUCUAUAUUUCAUUAACAAGGAUCAAACCAAGCUUUUAAAGCAGCUUGUUCCUGUGAGUGCCAAAUAAAGAUGGACUGAUUUGAAACAAAAUGUCCAAAUCCAUGCUGUGCAGUGUAAAACUAAAGGAGUCCAGAUAAGAUAUUAAUAAAAAUCUGUAGCUUUUAGUUUAAGGUUUCCUUUAAAAAUUUAGAGGAAAGCACCUGUACGAGUGACAGAAUGUAAUGUAUCAUUGCAGGGAGCUUGCAGAUCAUGUGAUCAAAGCUGUUGAGGAACAGGGAGGUAUGACAUUCCUCUGUAAGUGAAAAGCGAAACUAUCAGCAAAAUCAUAAUUUUAAAAUCAAUUGUUGAUGCAAUUGAUUUUUCUCUUGGAAACGGCACAAUAAAGAAUGUGCAAAUGUCCAAAAGUAGUGAAAAAACUUUUUUUCAUUUUUUUUCUCUCUUUUUUAACUUUUUUAACAACUCCACAAACAGUAGGAUAUAGUAUUCACAACAGUAGUGAGCUGAUACAUAUACACAAUCCAAGCUAAGAUCUAUUAAAGACUUUGGCACAAGUUAAGGAGUUUCCUACCUUGCCUUUCAGGGAAAGCUGUUCUGAGUUGUACACCUGUCAUAAGUGAUGCAAUGACCAUGGUAAUGGACUAAUUACUCAUGCUUGAAAUGGGCCAGUUUCAAAUUAAUCCAAUUUCAAAUUAAAAUAAUUAGUCUCAACAAUCCACUUUCAAAUUAAAAUAAUUAGCCUCAACAAAUUUUACACCUGAGUCCACAAUAAUAUGUGACACUGGUCAGUGGAUACCUUCUUUUUGGCAGCUGUCAUUGAUCAUAACAUGGAUGUCCAAUAUCAAGUUCAACACAAUUUUACAAAUGUCUACUAAAAUCUUAACAACCCCUAUUUGCCUACCUUUUUGACCUUGAAGCUUUGCAAAGCACUGUAUUUGAAUUUUCCGUUUGAUUUGAAGUGAGUAUUCAGAAAAUAAUAUUGUAAGGCCCAUAGCGAGGUGACUAGUAAUCUUGUUUUGUUUAAAUUAUUGUUUAGGGAACUAGUGGUAUGAAAUAUUCUCUGAUAUCAAGAGACUGGAUCACAGAUUGCAUCGAAAUAACACAUUCUGGUUACACAGGGGUGAGAUAAAUAAAUAAAAAAAGUAUUGUUAUUUUUAUCCUCUUUAUCAAUAACAAAUUGGUCUUUUUUUUUCUCUCACAAUUUUGUACUGAUAAAUCUUCAAAUUUGCUGUGACAAAUUCUAAUAUUGUAUUCUCUCGACAAGAGAGAGCGAACGACAAGAAAGAAAAUAUAGAAAGGAGGUAUUAACCAGGGGCCUCUAUCGCCAAAUUAUUGCUUCAAUACCUGUGUUUUUUUCUACUCAGGAUGGUAUGAUCUGCCUGGCUGGUUGUGACAAGACAAUACCUGGUGUAACAAUGGCUCUGCCAAGACUCAAUGCGGUGAGUUUAGAUACUGCCUCACUGGAAGGUCAUGAGUCUGUUGAGAUGACCAGAUUAAAAGUGUCCCAAAUAGCUGUUACGCAUGGAAUUGCCAGGCGUGAAACUACUUACUUUGCUAUAUCAUUUAUUCAGAGAUAAUCAACAUUGUCGGCUUAUGCCAGGCUCUGGUCAGUGCAUAACUCAGAACGAAAAACCCUCGCGAACACACCAGCGCCCAUGCGGUUUUUGUGCAUUUUUUUUCCACCCGCUUUCCCACUAUCUUAGAGUAUGGAACAGGUUAAAUCAACCAUAAAUAGAGUGACCAAAAUAAACCAUAAAUAGAGUGACCAAAAUUGUCCGUUCGCUGCUCUGUCUUUUUGCUUUAAACGCGGUUCUUAUGCACCUAUCAGUGUAAACCUCGUGAGGGGGGAGUGCGGGCAAGGGGUGGGGAUUUGACAAAUUUUGAAAUUUUUUUAUCAAAUUCCCCAGGGUGGGAAACGAAAGGUUGAUCAAAAGUGUCAAAAAAGCCCCCACCCCAGGGGAAAAAAUCUAUAACACUAUAUAAAACAAAUUAAAGGAAUAUUUCAAAAGUACGUUCUUACUACUUUUAUUUAUGGUUAACGUAAGCUCCGUUAAAUUACUCGCUGUAAUUUAGUAUUUUCUCUCUCCACUAGCAUCUCCUAUUUUGAACAACAAAUCACUCCGGGAAGAUUGACUGUGCUAUUAUAAUAUUAAUGAAACAACAACAUAAACAAUAACAUCUGCUCAACAUGUCGGAACAGGUCGGAUCAGUGAUCCAUAAAAAAUCCUCUGACUUUCAUGGUGGAAUUCGAUUUCAAUCGAGUUUUACAAUCAGAUGGAAACUUGAAGAUAAAACCUUUCUCAAAAUAGACAUUAGUAACUUCAUAACUUUCUCCAAUAGCGUGACUUUCAGAAAGCCUCGAGGGACGGACUUGGUAACCGCUUGUAAAUUGAUACCAGGCUUCUGUCGGUCAAAGUCAAAUAUCCCGACCCCGGGGUCGCUUCGCACGAUCAAAAGCCAGACAGGGGGAUAGUCUCAGGCAUCAAAUCCCCGCCCCUUGCCUUGCUUCGACAUGUCAUGCUCUUAACACUAAAUACCGAUAGGUUCGCUGAAAAUAAACUUCGACAUUUGGAAAAAAUAAGAAAAAAAGGCAGAAAAGUUUCACAAGCAACAGUCAUUUCUUUGAAUAUGGCGGAGUAAAGGUUAAUAGAAAAUUUAUGUCCAUGAAAGUCCUUUUCAUUUGUGUGUACUUGGGAGUUUUUAAAGAUAAUUGGUAGCUAUUUCGUUGGUGGCGAGAUGACCGGAUAUCGUUGCCGGUACUCAUUUAUUCACUUGGAUGGAGAGAGAAAAAAUGGAACAAGGUUUCUUAUCUAAGGAAAUAGCGCGACGGCAAGGCUUAAACCUAAACCUUCCGCUGAUCUAAAUUCACGUUGUAGUUAGUCACCUUUCCUGCAGCACAUGUGCGUGGUUCUAGUAGACUUUAACCCUUUAAACCCUGAAGUCUCAUUUGUUAUCCCUAUCAUUUUUAGUGGAAGUAGUGGGGAGAAUUUUGUUGAUGUAUCAGUUAGAUUCAUCUUGUGUGAUCAUGUCCUUAAUUCUCAUGACCACUGUGUUUUAUUAUGCAGUGAUAUCACAAGGAGAAAUUUGACGCUGAUCACUCUUGGGACUUAAAGGGUUAAGGAUCUUUAAAAAAGGAAAUUUCUUGUUGCUGUUUGUUGUUAUUAUUACUAUUUUGUUGUUGUUAUUGUUUUUUAAAUAAUAUUUUGAUCAUGAGGCACCUCUGAAAGUAAAGGAGUGAUCGAUAAGCCUUACUUCUUAUCCUCUGCUCAACAGUGUGGUAUAGUAGUUUAUGGUGGGACCAUGCUACCUGGUUGCGGAAAGAAACAUAAGAAUUUAAGUGCAGGGAGUCCAUUUGAG